Messenger RNA from Pangasianodon hypophthalmus (striped catfish), 1976 nucleotides. RefSeq names its product SET nuclear proto-oncogene b (gene setb). The transcript is spliced from 8 exons. The coding region runs from base 274 to 1101 and encodes 275 amino acids. Gene Ontology annotation, biological process: nucleosome assembly. The record is from RefSeq and is a predicted model, not a curated record. Gene Ontology annotation, molecular function: chromatin binding; histone binding. Gene Ontology annotation, cellular component: nucleus; chromatin. Lineage: Eukaryota; Metazoa; Chordata; Actinopteri; Siluriformes; Pangasiidae.
UUCUCUCUAGUGUUCUGUUCGUAAAGCGCGUGCACGGAGAGCGGGAGCGCGCCAGCUAGAGAAUAGAGAACGGCUCUGUGUCGAGUCGCGCGCUAAUCUGAAGUAGAGAAGCGCGACAUUAUAACGCUUUAUAACCGCAUUUCACUUCUCUCACACACAGGUAGAGCGGAGUUUCCUCUUCUUCCUCGGGUGGGAGAUCUAACGAAUACGUUUGGGAUCACAUUCUUGUGGAGUUUUUUUUAGAUAAAAGUUGCGCAGGCGAAGAGAAGCAGCAUGUCGGCCUCGGCGGCGAAAGUGAGCAGGAAGGAGCAGAACUCGAAUCAUGACGGCGCGGACGAAACCUCGGAAAAAGAACAGCAGGAGGCUAUUGAACACAUCGAUGAAGUACAGAAUGAAAUCGACAGAUUGAAUGAACAAGCAAGCGAGGAAAUCCUAAAAGUAGAGCAGAAGUACAAUAAGCUACGCCAGCCGUUUUUCCAGAAGCGAUCAGAACUCAUAGCCAAAAUUCCAAACUUUUGGGUCACAACAUUUGUCAACCAUCCACAAGUUUCAGCUCUGCUUGGUGAGGAGGAUGAAGAAGCCCUUCAUUACCUGACCAGGGUGGAGGUCACAGAGUUUGAGGACAUCAAAUCAGGUUACAGAAUAGAUUUUUACUUUGAUGAAAAUCCCUACUUUGAAAACAAAGUCCUGUCGAAAGAGUUCCACUUGAACGAAAGCGGUGACCCGUCUUCAAAAUCCACUGAGAUUAAAUGGAAGGCUGGAAAGGACUUGACCAAGAGGGCAGGGCAGACACAGAACAAGGCUGGCAAGAAGAGGCAACACGAGGAGCCGGAGAGCUUCUUCACCUGGUUUACUGAUCACUCAGAUGCUGGGGCCGAUGAACUUGGCGAGGUGAUCAAGGACGACAUCUGGCCCAAUCCUCUGCAGUAUUACCUGGUCCCAGACAUGGAUGAUGAGGAAGGUGAGGGUGAAGAUGAGGAUGAUGAAGAGGAGGAGGAAGGUUUGGAAGAUAUUGAUGAGGAAGGGGAUGAAGAUGAGGGAGAGGAAGAUGAGGAGGAAGAUGAGGGAGAGGAUGGAGAGGAUGAUGGUGAGGAUGACUAAAGUUCACAUGGACAUAUUCUGAUAUUCCAACCCCUUCUGUACCUGUUCUUUCAAUUUGAAGUCAUCCUCCGGCCCGAGGGAGCAAAAACGCAUUUUUUUGGUUUUCUUUAUUUUUUUUAAUUUUUAUUUUUGUGCUCCGUCUUCUGUUCUGAAGCCUCUCCUGUCCUUCCCAUGUCUAAUCCCAGUUAAUUCCCUGGACAUUACCUACCUGCAUUCGGAAAACUAGUGGCAUCUUUUUGCUGAAGCCUCUCGCAUCGUCCAUCUCCAAAGACACGUACAAGAUAUUAACAACCUGCACGUCAUCCUCUGUAGACUAAACUGAAGUAAAUAGCAAUUUAUAUAUAAGUACAUAAAUGCAUUUUUUUUUUUUCUGUGAAUGGUUGUGAUAUAAAAUAAUAAGCCAUGGUGCAGUGAUGAGCUAAUCAUAGCGUACAUAACUAGCCACUCUCAUUUUUUUUCCUCCUGUUCUUUUCUGUAUAUUGUAAUAUGGUUUAAUGCGGGGUUUCUGCUCCAGAGAGUCGACAGUUUUUUCCUAAUGUGAUUAUUGGACAAAAAGAAAGCACCAGCUUGUUCUCGUCACCUCUUGUACACAUUUUGGGGUGGAUAUGAGAUGAUCAGGGUAAUGACCGUUGUUAUCGUAGGCAGAUUAAACCGGGGGUCGGGUGGGGUGAGCGGGUCAGUGACACAUCAACAUUUUUGGGUUUUGUGUUGAUUUGAAUUUUCAUUGUAAUGUUUUACAGACACCCAUGAGGUUUGAAAUUUACAUUUUUAAUAAAAAUAAAACACACACAAAAAAAACAUUUCCUUCUUGUAAUUUUGAACUUAGACAAUUAAAGGACUAUUUAAACGAGUGAUAAUAAAACUUGUAGAAUCCA